GCUUACAACGCUAGAGAAAUUAAUUUAAUUAUCAUGAGUUUGUUAUAAUAGCGAGUGUACAAAACAAAAUGGUGAAAGAUAAAUUGACUAUAUCUAGUGAAGUUAGUAGUAAAGAAAUAAAAAAUGCAGUUGACAUCGAUUUUGCUCUGAACGUAGCAGGAAUGGGAUGGUACAACGUACGAUACUCACUCAACCUGGCGUUGUUCCUCAUAGCAGCUAUUAUAGAGCCAGUGGGAUACUCAUACGUGUUGCCAGCUGCAAAAUGUGAUUUGCAAAUGACUGAUACACAACGUGGCGUUAUUGGAUCUAUACCAUAUAUAGGUAUAGUUGUAACUUCUUUUCUAUGGGGUUAUUUAGUCGAUACCAAAGGAAGAAAGAAGAUCAUAAUUAUAAGCUCUCUCUUGGCUGGCGUCCUAGGUGUGAUAUCGGCAUUUAUGCCUGAUCUAAUAUCAUUUGUAAUUCUUAAAAGUCUCACGUCUCUUUGCAUCGCAUGUCCCGCCGCUGUACCAUAUUCAUACAUCGGUGAAAUUCUUCCUAGUAGAUACAGAGAUAUAACGCUCUCUAUUACAAAUGCUAUGCAAAUUUGUGGAUCCGCCUUAGUUCCCUUGUUUGCAUGGGCAAUACUACCAUUGGACUUCAGAAUCGACUUUGGGUCUUACGAUUUUAGACCUUGGCGGCUUCUCACGAUAAUAUAUGCUCUACCAUUCAUAAUCAGUGCUUGUUUAUUGGUAUUCGGCCCAGAGAGCCCAAAGUACCUAAUGUCCCAAGGAAAACACGACGAAUCACUUCAGAUUCUGAAAACAAUAUACUCCUCAAAUAAGAGAAAACCACCAGAUGAUUAUCCAGUAAAACGUUUAUUAAUGCCGGAAAUCCAAGAAACAAAAAGACCAUCCAUCUUUAAAUCUCUCAUUAAUCAAAGCGCACCACUCCUCAAACCGCCAUAUUUGAAAUGGAUGGCAUUAAACGGAAUCUUACUCUUCGGUAUUUUCUCUACGUUAAAUGGGCUUUAUAUGUGGCUACCAGAUGUGCUCAAUAGAGUACUCACAGGUGGAGGCCAUGACCAAACUGCUUGUCAAGUCAUUGCACAAAGACUAAAUGAGACUCAUGAAAAUGCAGAAUGCGACGAUCAAAUAGAUAGCCAGACAUUUAUGAUCAAUACUAUUGCAAAUUUUUCCUGUACACUCAUAGCUCUAGGAGUUAGCAGCUUAGUCAAAGUUAUAGGCAAAAAAGUGCUGUUAAUUGCAGUGUUUCUUGUAAUAGGCAUCUGCUGUAUAAUGAUCAAUUUUGUCACACAGCAAAUUUUAUUCGCAAUUUUACUAUCUUCAUUGCCUAUAACUGGUCUGGCAAUUGGACCCGUAAAUGCAUAUGCUGUUGAAAUUUUUCCAACUCAAUUGAGGGGUAUGGCAGUUAGUUUAAGUAUGAUGCUGGGUCGUACGGGCUCCAUCAUUGGCACUAACGUGGCUGGUAUUCUAAUCAACGCUGCUUGUGAAAUUACGUUCUAUGGUUUUGGAGGAUUAUUGAUAUUGUGUGCAAUUCUCUCUUUACUCCUUCCUAGAGCGAGAAGACCAGAGCCCAUAAGAAGUACUUUAUAAACUUUAUCUACUCAAUGCAUAACGGAAACAACAACUUUAAAU
Molecule: messenger RNA, 1634 nt
Organism: Zerene cesonia (dogface butterfly)
Lineage: Eukaryota; Metazoa; Arthropoda; Insecta; Lepidoptera; Pieridae
Product: synaptic vesicle glycoprotein 2C-like
Exons: 10
Coding region: 69-1592 (507 amino acids)
Biological process (GO): transmembrane transport
Molecular function (GO): transmembrane transporter activity
Source: RefSeq, a predicted model, not a curated record